AUGAGCUCAAAAGACACCUAUCAUUCUGUACAAGACCGUUACGCGAGCGUUGCAAGACAGGCUGGCCCUGGUAGCCAAAGAGCUCAUGAACAAGAGGUCGCAGCCGCGUUCGGAUACGAUCUCGAGGAUUUGCGCUCCAUUCCAGACGAUGCGAAUCUAGGCGUCAGCUGCGGGAACCCAAUCGCAACUGCAAACAUCAGAGUAGGCGAGACUGUAGUUGAUCUGGGCAGUGGUGGAGGCAUCGAUGUUUUGCUAGCUGCAAAGAAGGUUGGAGUGGAAGGGAAGGCUAUUGGUAUCGAUAGGACAAAAGACAUGCUGGAACUUGCACGGAGAAAUGCGAGAAAUGCUGGCGCCUCGAAUGCAACUUUCAUCGAGGCUUUCAUUACUUCUAUCCCCGUGCCAUCAUCCAGUGUUGAUUGCAUAAUCAGCAACUGUGUGGUGAAUCUGGUGCCAGAAACCGAGAAACCGCUUGCUUUCCAGGAGAUGUUCCGCCUGCUAAAGCCGGGGGGCAGAGUUGCAAUUAGCGACAUUCUGGCAAAGCGGGAGCUUCCAACGGAGAUCAAGAAAGACCUUUCUUUGUAUGUUGGUUGUAUCGCGGGGGCCAGUCAGGUCGCCGACUAUGAGAGAUAUCUGAAAGAAGCAGGUUUCGAAGAUAUAUUGAUAAUCAGCACCAAAAGCGAUUUGAACAUUUACAAGGAAGCGAGCAAAGGUGAAAAUGCCAACGGGUCGGGCCCUGCCAGCUCAUGUUGUGAUGCAACAAAAUCCAGCACAGCCGAAGGGGUGAAGACAGGUUCGGAUGUGGAUUUCAACCUCUGGACUGGCUCUUUCAAGAUCCUCGCAGUCAAGCCCGAUGUCCACGACUGA
Penicillium brevicompactum is the source of this 864-nucleotide messenger RNA. RefSeq lists its product as uncharacterized. Lineage: Eukaryota; Fungi; Ascomycota; Eurotiomycetes; Eurotiales; Aspergillaceae. The record is from RefSeq and is a predicted model, not a curated record. Bases 1 to 864 code for a protein of 287 amino acids. Gene Ontology annotation, molecular function: methyltransferase activity. The transcript has 5 exons.